AGAAAAUACAGACACAGAAAUGGCGGGAGAAGCAGAAGCACCGAGGAGAGCUUAUGGCGCUCCUCCCAGAGCCCCUCAUGCGCCUCCUCGUCCUCGAUUGGAGCCAGUCGAUCGCGAGAAGACUUGUCCUUUGCUGCUUCGUGUUUUUACGAAGAUUGGGAGUCAUCAUUUCAAUGAAGACUUCGCUGUGAGGGGCAAGGAGCCGAGGGAUGAGGUUCAAAUAUAUACCUGGAAGGAUGCUACUCUUCGCGAGCUAACUGAUCUGGUCAAAGAGGUAGCUCCAGAAGCCAGGAGAAGAAAUGCUAAACUAUCUUUCGCUUUGGUGUAUCCAGAUAGACAUGGCCGGUUUGUUGUGAGAGAGGUUGGGAAGACAUUCUCGUUCGGAAAUGGACGAUCAGAUGAUAACUUAGCUUUGGCAGAACUUGGUUUUCAGAUCGGAGAUUACUUGGACGUGGCAAUUAUAUAGGGAAUUUUGUCGACCCAAAAAGGUCUCGUGAUCCUUUUUCCUAGUAAAGAACCAAGCUUCAAUGUUGUAAUGUAUAAUUCCAUAAUGUGUUUGGAAAUUGUUUACAUGUUUGUGUUGUGUUGUGUUGUUCCCUUGGUCUUUUAGGUGGAAUCAUGAUAGUCAUCUGUGUUGAAUGUGAAAUCAAUUGAGGAGUAUGUUAUUCUGUUUUACAUUUCUUCAGAUUAAACACCUCGUCAUGAAUGUGAUAUCAAUUUGCCAUUUUGGGUAUAAGAAGCCCAUUUGAUAA
This is a messenger RNA of Cucurbita pepo subsp. pepo (vegetable marrow), 752 nucleotides long. It is a transcript of the gene SAP18, whose product is annotated as SIN3 associated polypeptide P18. The record is from RefSeq and is a predicted model, not a curated record. Gene Ontology annotation, molecular function: transcription corepressor activity; transcription factor binding. Gene Ontology annotation, cellular component: nucleus. NCBI's taxonomy places the organism in Eukaryota, Viridiplantae, Streptophyta, Magnoliopsida, Cucurbitales, Cucurbitaceae. Gene Ontology annotation, biological process: negative regulation of DNA-templated transcription.